Macadamia integrifolia is the source of this 2829-nucleotide messenger RNA. RefSeq names its product DNA-directed RNA polymerase III subunit RPC5. The record is from RefSeq and is a predicted model, not a curated record. Lineage: Eukaryota; Viridiplantae; Streptophyta; Magnoliopsida; Proteales; Proteaceae. The transcript has 14 exons. Bases 388 to 2448 code for a protein of 686 amino acids. Gene Ontology annotation, cellular component: nucleus; RNA polymerase III complex. Gene Ontology annotation, biological process: DNA-templated transcription.
CCUGAAGCGAAUCACCUGUUUUUUGUCAAUGAAGUUGGUAUCCCAGUGGUGAAAAUGCCCUCAACCCAUGUGGGUUUGAGUAUUAAUACGUUCCACUAUCGCCUAUUGGUCUUACAGAAGCAUUGAUUGUCGUACGGAACUUGUUAUGUGGGUAUGAUCACUAUUAGGAAUCAUCCUUUUCCAUUACCCCAAGGUAAAAAACGAAUCGUAACCUUUUUUACGGUUAUCCCGAAAGCCAAAUACGCUUAAACGUUUGCACGUUCGCAUUGAUUGAUCGGUCGAUCGCCGCGAAGGAAAGAAAGAAGUCGAGGGUUAUUGCUCUCUGCAAGUAACCAUUUCAAGUCUCAAGAUCAUCUCCGAGUCUUAAGCGUUCUUCUAUCUGUUAUCAUGGACCUGGACUUAGACGAUAUCGGCAUAGACGGUCCCGGUGACCCCAAUACGGCUGCUUCGAGGCCAUCCAGGUUCCUUCCCAAAUCCUCGAAGCUUAAACCUAAACCUAAGGUAGAACCAGCAUCAUCAGAACCAGAACCACAACCCCCUAUUCGGCUUCCGAAGAAGCAAGAAGAUUUGUCUAUGCCCUCACUUGAUGCUACCGUCAAGUCGGCAUCCGAACCUGAACCUUCUCUUUCCUCGACCUCCAACAACUUCACUAAAGUGGAGAAGACAGAGGAGCAAGUGUUUGAAGAUGCAAUGGAAGUAGACGAAGAUGAAGAUGCAGUGGUCAGGGAAAUAGACGUCUUUUUUACCCCUACCCCGCUUGAUGUCAAUGCUCAGUUAUAUGUUCUGCAAUAUCCUCUAAGACCUUCUUGGCGUCCGUACGAACUCGAUGAACGAUGUCAACAGGUUAGAUUGAAGCCCAAGAGUUCGGAAAUGGAAGUCGAUUUGUCUCUGAACGUUGAUGACAGGAGCAGUUACAAUGAAAAUGCUCACGCCAAUCUGAAAACAACAAAGCAGACUUUGUCAACUUCAUGGAAGCCACCCGUCACCUCUGGCUAUGCAGUUGGACUUCUGAUGGGAAAUAAGUUACACCUCAAUCCUGUUCAUGCAGUUGUGCAGCUUCGACCAUCGAUGGAGCACUUGAAGAAGAAGAAAAAUGUGGAAGCUAAUAUCAACUUCAAUGAGAAGAAAGAAGAAUCUGUAGGUUCAUCAAAAAAGCAGGGGAAGUUGGCGAGGACAUCUGAUAAGGAAAACGCAGAUGAUGCUGAGUCGUGGGUUUCACUUGAAUACUAUGGCAGCGACAGCAGUUUCUCAAGCAGAUACCGUCAAAAAAUGGCAGCAGAAGAAAGUUAUCUGAUACCUUUUUCAAUGAGCCCGUAUGACUUUGUCAAAUCUUUAUGUCCUGAAACAACUACAGACAAUGACAGAGCAAAAGGUUCUUCAAGAAGGCUCUUGCUUUCCCUGCCACUGGAGGAACGUUUCAAAACAUACAUUUCUGAGGGGCCUGGAGUUCAUCGCUUCGUUGCCCUGAAGCAUCUUGCUCCUGAUGAGUCGGAUGAAGAUGUUCUGCUGGUCCUUCAGAAGCAUGCAUAUCUGGUACAAGGAUUAUGGGUUACAUCAAGUUCAUUGCUUUGUGAAGGAGUUCAAUGUCUUGCUAGGGACUAUAUCCUUCUCUUAUUUAGCAAGAAUCCACUAAUCAGCUACAAACAGCUAGAUGCUUCGGGAUUUUCAAAAGAAAUACUGAGGCGUGUGCUUAAGCCAUUGGCUGUUGAAAGACCUUCCUUCAAGAAUUGGAAAUUUAAAGAACCUACGGAUGUGUCUUUUAUAAAGGGCCAUCCAAAUGCAGUGAGAGAGCAGGAACGACUAUGGGAAAAGCGUGAGAAAAACAUAAUGGUUCAUAUGACUGGUGCUGGGAAAGGUGGGCCUGCAAUGAGAAAUUCAUUUAAGUCAACUAUGACUAAUAGGCCUGGAGCUUCUAGUUCUGAUCAAGGUGCAAAGAGAAGUGUAAAUGGAGCAGUUAGCUCUGAGACAGUGUCCAUGUCUGAUGAAACUCGAGAAGCUCUCCCAAGGGCCCUAGUGGAAGUUUUCCGUAUUCACAAGGUCUGCAGCUUGCAAUUGAUUCGUGAAGGCUUACGGGAUUUGGCACUUUCAAAAUCUAAUCUUCCAAAGGCUGAUCCGAGGGCUGCAAUCGCUGCUGCAAAAGGUGCAGAUGCCCAUCUAGCUGAGCUCCAGGAUGCUAUAAGUCAAGUUGCUGUAAAUAUCCAUGGUGUCUAUGUUUUGAGGUCGUUACCAGAUCAUUCAGAUUCCAAUCCUUUGAGGAAUGUUAUUAUUAAGCUUUUUUGUGCCAAGGAACCUAAUACAACCCUGAAGAAGGCGGAUGUUGUUCAGGCUGCCAAAAUUGAUCUUAAGAGGGAUAUCAAAGACAGUGAAUUUAGUAAGGUUAUCAGUGAAUUAUGUGUUGCUAGAGGUAAUGCAUGGUGCUUGAGAAAUGGCGAUGGAAAGCCUAGAUGACUUUUUGCAUGACAUCACAGAUUGACUGUAGAUUCUUUUCCCAGUGGCAUCGGCUCUUCCGUGGACCUCUGGCAAUUUUGUAGAGAUUGUCGCUAACAUAGGGGAAACUGCACAGGGUAUAUAUUGGUGCAUUCAUCAACAAUUCCUAAUUGAAGGUUUUUCAGCUUAGUUUGAUCAGAAUUUCUUGUGGCAAGUUUUGAUUGAUGCUUUCAAAUUUAUUAUUAGUGCUGGAUUGUGUAGUAGCAAGGUCCUGAUAGGUUGGAUGAUGUGGAAUUAAUGCUGAAAUUAUGUGUUAUCUGGAUUUAUUGAUGAUUACACAUGGACCAGACCAGGUAAACACUGGGAGUUCAGGUGGAAAAUAAAUGUUUUCUUGUCUGUUUA